Molecule: messenger RNA, 985 nt
Organism: Triticum dicoccoides
Lineage: Eukaryota; Viridiplantae; Streptophyta; Magnoliopsida; Poales; Poaceae
Product: universal stress protein YxiE-like
Exons: 4
Coding region: 84-707 (207 amino acids)
Source: RefSeq, a predicted model, not a curated record
AGACUUGAGCUAACAUCUGCAAACCACUUCAAACCAAGAAACCUCCUCAGUCAGUUUUAAUCCUCGCGACGUUCGAUUGUUAUAUGAUGGCGGAGACCAAGGCGGUGGCUGCUGCGGUGGAGGCGAGUCCGGUGGAGGUGGAGGAGGGCAGGAGCAAGACAGUGGAGGCGAGUCCGGUGGAGGAGGGGAGGAGCAAGACGGUGGCUGCUGCGGUGGAGGAGGGGAGGAGCAAGACGGUGGUGCUGGUCGCCGUGGACGACAGCGACGCAAGCUACCGCGCGCUCGAGUGGGCCGUGCGGCACGUGGCGGCGACGGCCGGCAUGGCCGGCGCCGGAGCGGUGGAGCUCGUUGUCCUCCACGCCAAGCCGCCCACUUCCCUCGCCGUCAACAUGGGCGGCCCCGGCGUGCCCGGCGACGUGGUGGGGUUAGUGGAGGAGGACCUGCGCAAGAAGGCCGAGGGCGUCGUCGGCAAGGCGCGCAGCCUCUGCGCCGCCAACUCGGUGGAGGCCGUGGUGGACGUGGUGGACGGGGAGCCGAAGCACGUCCUGUGCGACGCCGUCGAGAAGCACCACGCCGAUCUGCUCGUCGUCGGCAGCCAGGGCUACGGCGCCAUCAGGAGGGCAUUGCUUGGGAGCGUGAGCGACUACUGCGCCCACCACGCGGACUGCUCUGUGGUGAUUGUCAAGCAGCCCGGGUCCAAGAACUGAUCGCCAUUUUCCGGUGUUGGAUCGAUCGUGCCCAGUUCCAGUGUUGGGAUUGUGCCAUUUGCGUGCCUACACAAUGUAUCCCUGCCUAAUUAUUUCUGCUCCAACCGUUGUAUUCUCUCUGUUAUUUACUCUGCAUAAUACUAGCAGUCGAGCUUUGUAAACUUUGAUUAAAUUUAUAUUAAUAAUGAUCUAAAUGAUCUUAUAUUAGUUUACAGAGGGAGUACAAUAUACCCAAUCAGCACAAUAAAUUCGCCGUUGAAAUACAUUUUCACAUUAAA